GGGGCGGCCCCCCGCCACUGCCCCCUCUGCCCCCAGGGCCUGGGGUGCUGCCAGACCCCGCACCCCCAGCCGUACCCACCGGCCCCGGCCCUGCGGGAUGCUUCGCCCCCCGGCACUGUGGGCUGGGGGUCACCUCCCAUGGCAGGGACCCCCCUGGAGCUGCACGGGGCUCCGGACAUGGGGACGGGGUCCUGGGGGUCACCCCCCUGUGGCCCUGCUGCGGGAACCCCCCCAGAGGUGCUUGGGGUUCCCGACAUGGGGUCGGGGGCCUGGGGGUCGUCCCCCUACAUCCCUGCGACGGGGACCCCCGAGGAGCUGUGCAGGACCCCUGGCUCUGUCUCAGGGUCCUGGUCAUCACCGCCAUGCAGCCUCGGAGCAGUGACCCCGCUGGAGCCCCCCCGGAGAUGUGCGAUGGCCACAGGCACUGGGAUGGCUUCCUCCUGCUGCUUGGAGCCUGCAGCCCCCCGCCAGCCUCCCGGGGCAGGACUGACGGACAAAGGGCCCCCUGGGACCCCCGCGCGCGGCUCCCAGCUGCCUGCGCACUGCCAGGCAGCGGACCCUGCCCCUCACGAGCAGCGGUGA
Nipponia nippon (crested ibis) is the source of this 582-nucleotide messenger RNA. The record is from RefSeq and is a predicted model, not a curated record. NCBI's taxonomy places the organism in Eukaryota, Metazoa, Chordata, Aves, Pelecaniformes, Threskiornithidae.